AUGAGAUCUGCAGGUUUGGGGGCUUGGGACGCUCAAACCAGACAACUGCAAGAUGCUGUCACAAAUGUGGAGAAGCACUUUGGGGAGCUGUGCCAAAUCUUCGCGGCGUAUGUGCGGAAAACUGCCCGACUGCGAGACAAGGCAGACCUCCUGGUGAAUGAAAUCAACGUGUAUGCCUCCACAGAGACCCCCAAUUUAAAGCAGGGCCUGAAGAACUUUGCUGAUGAGUUUGCCAAACUUCAGGAUUAUCGACAAGCCGAGGUUGAAAGACUUGAAGCCAAAGUAGUUGAACCUUUGAAAGCUUAUGGAGCCAUUGUAAAAAUGAAGCGGGAUGACCUCAAAGCAACGCUAACAGCAAGAAACCGAGAGGCUAAGCAGUUAACUCAAUUAGAAAGGACACGUCAGCGAAACCCAUCUGAUCGACAUGUUAUUUCACAGGCAGAAACGGAAUUACAGAGAGCGACAAUGGAUGCCACCCGAACAACUCGGCAUCUGGAGGAAACGAUUGACAACUUUGAGAAACAGAAAAUAAAGGAUAUAAAGAACAUAUUUUCAGAAUUUAUCACUAUUGAAAUGUUAUUUCAUGGCAAAGCUUUAGAGGUCUAUACUGCUGCCUACCAAAAUAUACAAAAGAUUGAUGAGGAAGAAGAUUUAGAGGUUUUCCGGAACUCCCUGUAUCCACCAGAUUAUUCAUCUCGAUUAGAUAUUGUAAGAGCAAAUUCAAAGUCACCUCUUCAGAGAUCACUGUCAGCUAAGGGUAUAUCUGGAACAGGCCAGGUAUCCACCUGUAGACUCAGAAAGGACCAACAGACAGAUAUUGAUGAUGAAGAUGAUGAAGAACUAGACACUACAGAAGAAAAUUAAUUUUCUUACGACUACUUCUGAUGUCUGCUUCCAUCUUAAAAUGGCUCAGAAUCUAGGAUUACUAAAUUGUAAAGCUUUAUACUAGCCUGAUGGAUGGAACCUCAAAAUGAUAUGCUACAGGAAAUGUAAAAAUAAUUAAAGGAAAUGUAUGCUGACCAAAAAUGAAGGUUUUAAAACAUAUUAGACACCAGCCAUUUCAAUGUCCUGCCUAGUGAUAUGUGAGCUCUUUGUGUAAGUUCCUUUUGUUCAGAUAAUAUAUUUCUAAGUAUUUCAUUUUAAUAAUAUAACACACCUGAAAGGUUGCUGCAAGUGGUGGCCAAAAAAAAAAAAAAAGAGCUAGCAGUUCACUGUGCUGCUUUCAGGAUACCAGAUUUUUAUCACUUAAAAGACCUCCUCUCAGUGAGCUUGGUUAAAUUCAGUUUAUUUUGUGAAGCCCGGAAGAAAAAUAGACCUGAGUUCUUUUUCCCUCCCCUGUAACUGUUACUAAAACAUUACUGCCAUCAUUUGAUCUACAAAUUUACCUUGCAACAAGCAUGGGAUCAGAAUUAUUUAAAAAUAAGACACCACAAUAUCAAUGUUUUGCAAAUAUGCAGAAAGCAUAUAUCUUAGGCUUUUUAAUGUUUUUUAGAAAAGGCAUAUUCAACUUCUAAUUUUAAAACAAAAUUGUUGUCAAACUAAAAGUGUGAUAGAUACAUGGUACAACUCGUGCAAAGCUAAUAUACGUGGUACAACUUGUGGAAUAUUGCCUAAGGAAAUAAGUGUAUGUGGGAUAUAAUAAAUCAUUAAAAAUUCUAUUAAAAUUUUACCCAAUAACCAUCUACUCAAUAAGGGUACACAAGGGGCUUCAGAAAGUUUGUGGAGAAUGGAAUUAAAAGAUAAUGGGAUGUUUCCAUUAAUUUUAAGAAGUCCCCUUGAAUAGUCACUUGUUCCUAAAAAUAUGAAACCAUUGAAUAAGUUCUUUCAGUAUGUCUGAUGCACUUAUUCUUUAAGAAGGGAGACUUUAAUUGGGAUAUUUCACAGCCAGGCAUAUAAAAAUGACGAGAUUUGUGAGUUUUUGGGGGGACAACCUGAGGAUAGAAAAAUACUUUCCAGAAAGCUAUUUUAACUGUCAUUAAUGGUUCUAGUCUUAAAAGCAUUGCUUUCUGAGAAUAAUCCUAAGUAAUAAAAUGACUUCAGUCCUUUUUUUUCCCCUGUAGAAUACUUAAAGCGUUUAAAAACCCUAUAUAAAUGAUGCUCUUAUGGAA
Echinops telfairi (small Madagascar hedgehog) is the source of this 2108-nucleotide messenger RNA. RefSeq names its product CBY1 interacting BAR domain containing 1 (gene CIBAR1). The transcript is spliced from 10 exons. NCBI's taxonomy places the organism in Eukaryota, Metazoa, Chordata, Mammalia, Afrosoricida, Tenrecidae. The record is from RefSeq and is a predicted model, not a curated record. Gene Ontology annotation, cellular component: ciliary basal body; ciliary transition zone. The coding region runs from base 1 to 864 and encodes 287 amino acids. Gene Ontology annotation, biological process: cilium assembly.